AUGGACGCCCACCAGCCCCCUCUCCACCGCGCAUUUAUUGCCUUUGGAAGCAAUGUGGGAGACCGCAUUGAGAUGAUCGAGGCCGCCUGUCGUGAGAUGGAGCGAGCGAGCAUUAGAGUCAAAAGGACAAGCUCGCUGUUCGAGACGGCUCCUAUGUAUGUUCUCGAUCAGGAUCCGUUCAUCAAUGGAGUGUGCGAGGUAGAAACCAGCCUGAGCCCCAUGGAUCUCCUCGAUACUUUACAGUCUAUCGAGCUCGGCCUGGGCCGCAAGAAGCUCAUCGACAAGGGGCCCCGAUCCAUCGACCUGGACAUCCUCCUCUACGACCAACAGAUCUUCUCCCAUGAACGCCUGAGCAUCCCUCAUCAACUGAUGCUGGAGCGCGACUUUGUCCUGCGCCCAUUGAGCCAACUCAUCCCGCACGAACGGCCGCCCUUCCCAGGGCACAACACCACCUACCUAUCGCACCUGAAAUCGCUGGCACCGCCGCACCCGCUGCCCAUCUCGACGACGCCAAUAUCCGCGACCUUCCCAGCUCUGCACUCGACCUCGCCCACGCGCCGCACGCACAUCAUGGCGAUCCUCAACCUGACGCCGGACUCCUUCUCGGACGGCGGGAAGCACUCACCGCAGGACCUAGACGCACUGAGCACGACGGUGCGAUCCAUGAUCGCCGCCGGCGCGACGAUCAUCGACAUCGGCGGCGAGAGCACGCGGCCGGGCUCGCAGCCCGUGGGCGAAGCGGAGGAGCUGCGGCGCGUGAUCCCGGCGAUCCGACACAUCCGGACGGCGAUCCCGGAAGCGCGGACCGUGGCGCUGAGCAUCGACACGUACCGGGCGCGCGUGGCCGAGGCCGCGGUGGCGGCGGGCGCGGACAUCAUCAACGACGUGUCGGCGGGGCUGCUGGACCCCGAGAUGCUGCCGACGGCCGCGCGCACCGGCGCCGCCAUCAUCCUGAUGCACAUGCGCGGCACCCCGGCCACCAUGACGGGGCUGACCGAGUACCCCAACGGCGUAAUUGAGGACGUCGGCCGCGAGCUGCGCGCCCGCGUCGCCGCCGCCGAGGCCGCCGGCGUGCGCCGCUGGCGCAUCAUCCUCGACCCCGGCCUCGGCUUCGCCAAGAACGAGCCCCACGAUUUGGCCAUCCUGCGUGACCUGCAGAAGCUGCGCACCGGUGUCGAGGGCCUCGAGUAUUUCCCCUGGCUCAUGGGGCCGAGUCGGAAGCGCUUCGUCGGCCGCUUGACCGGUGUCACGAAGGCGAGUGAGCGCACCUGGGGCACCGCCGCGACGGUCACGGCUAGUGUGGCCGGAGGCGCGGACAUUGUGCGCGUGCAUGAUGUGAAGGAGAUGUGGCAGGUCGGGCGAGUAGCGGAUGCGAUUUAUAGGGGUGCCAUAUAA
Aspergillus homomorphus CBS 101889 is the source of this 1395-nucleotide messenger RNA. Its product is annotated as folic acid synthesis protein. Bases 1 to 1395 code for a protein of 464 amino acids. Lineage: Eukaryota; Fungi; Ascomycota; Eurotiomycetes; Eurotiales; Aspergillaceae. The record is from RefSeq and is a predicted model, not a curated record. Gene Ontology annotation, cellular component: mitochondrial envelope. The transcript has 3 exons. Gene Ontology annotation, molecular function: dihydropteroate synthase activity; 2-amino-4-hydroxy-6-hydroxymethyldihydropteridine diphosphokinase activity. Gene Ontology annotation, biological process: tetrahydrofolate biosynthetic process.